AUGAUGAGCGCAGACGUCGGCGCUCAACCAGGAGUGUCAGCCGCAGCCGCAGUCGAGGCCGUUCUCGCACUGGCAGCGUCAGUCCGAGGCGUGCUUCUCGCAGCCGCAGCCGCAGUCAUGGGAGAGAAAGGAAGAGACGUCGCUCUAUUGAGAGAUAUGCCCCUGCUGCCCGAAGACGGCGCAACACCUCUUCUGUAUCUACACAUACUGAGAAACGACAGAGGAUGGCUGAUCCAGCCGAGGGAUCCGCAAAGCGGUCGUCUCCACCGCCUGAGCAGCCGAGCUCGACAGAUCACGAGACGAAGGAUACUGAAGAGGUGGGUAACUGAUCUCAGAUGGAUAUUAUACCCGAUGAGUAACUGGAUUGUUGAUACUAUCCACUCAAAACCCAAUCGGCCGCGCAUAUCGAGCACGGAGCUGCGCGAGAAGCUUCUCCGAGAAAAGCUAGUAGCAAUGCGCCGUACUGCCUCUCAUGAUAAGGUAGGUGGUAAUACGACAGCGUCCAAGCAGCAUACCGAUGGAACAUGA
Molecule: messenger RNA, 528 nt
Organism: Aspergillus lentulus
Lineage: Eukaryota; Fungi; Ascomycota; Eurotiomycetes; Eurotiales; Aspergillaceae
Source: RefSeq, a predicted model, not a curated record